Messenger RNA from Notothenia coriiceps (black rockcod), 1108 nucleotides. Its product is annotated as caprin-2-like. The annotation marks the transcript as partial. The transcript is spliced from 9 exons. Gene Ontology annotation, biological process: positive regulation of canonical Wnt signaling pathway. Gene Ontology annotation, molecular function: signaling receptor binding. NCBI's taxonomy places the organism in Eukaryota, Metazoa, Chordata, Actinopteri, Perciformes, Nototheniidae. The record is from RefSeq and is a predicted model, not a curated record. Gene Ontology annotation, cellular component: cytoplasm.
UUUGAGACAUCCGGUGAGAGGGGCUCAGUCUGCACGCGCGUGAAACACUUCAGUUUGAAAGCUCACCAUGGUGCAGCUGUCUCCUUCCACUAACCUGGAUGUCACACCACCUGAGCACUUGGAGGGCGGGGAGGAUAGACGGGGGGACCUUGUGGUGGCUGAUGGCCCAAAGGGGGGCUCGCCCCUGGGUCUGAGCACCCAGCAGCUCAGCAUGGAGACAUCCACUGCCUACCACGGCUAUGACCUCUACAUCGAAGAUGGUCUCAUCUGCUUAAAAAACAAAGUCCGCAACUUGGAGAAAAAGAAGCUGAAACUUGAAGACUACAAGAGGAGGCUGACCUGGGGGGAGGAACUUAACCAUGAUCAGAUGGCGGCGGCGGAAAAGUACGAGGAGGUGCUUCAUAACCUGGCAUUUGCACAGGAGCUGCACAAAACCCUGGAUGAAUUGACUCUGAAUUUGUUGAGAGCCCAGAGGAAGGCAGUGAAGAAGGAAAAAGCGGCAAAGGUGGAGACUGAGAGGAAGAAUCUGACCUCUGUGCUGCAGUUCCAGCACCUUCUCCACAUCAUGCAGCUGGAGCACAUCAGGACAGACCUGCUGGCUGGACACAACCAGGCCCCGCCCAUCACAGCCCAGCAGCUGCAGAGCCUGAGUCAGCUGGCCACCCUGCUGGGAGUCAAGAGAGAUCACACACUGAGUUUAGAGGAGCAGAUGGAGCGGGCGGCUGUGGCCCACUUGGACCUGCUGGAAGGGAAAGACAAGCCGGUGGCUGGAUCCACAUAUAAGCUGUUCAAAGAAGAACUCGCUGAGCUGAUGAACUGCAAGUACUUCACUUGUCUUCCAUCUCCACCCAAUAACCCUGCAGAGGAGUUUCUGAGAGCCAACAGCCACAGCCCUAUAGCCACAUCAAACUCAAAGGAAGUUUCCAAGGAGAACUGGAAGGGGGGCUUCCAGACCAGGGAGCGCGAGCCUCCUGACUGCUGGGAUCUGGACUCAUCUGUUGGACCCUGUUCCCCCCCUGCUGCAGUUCACAGACCAUGGAGAGGAGCUGCCACCUUCAUCCCCAAAGGCCCCGUCACCACCAAGAAACAAUCUGCUGGCUGCAAACAG